This is a messenger RNA of Bipolaris oryzae ATCC 44560, 399 nucleotides long. RefSeq lists its product as uncharacterized. NCBI's taxonomy places the organism in Eukaryota, Fungi, Ascomycota, Dothideomycetes, Pleosporales, Pleosporaceae. The transcript has a single exon. The record is from RefSeq and is a predicted model, not a curated record. The coding region runs from base 1 to 399 and encodes 132 amino acids.
AUGGUACCACGAGCCAAGCCCCGGCAUCGACCUUGGACAGUAGCAACGCUCGCUGGUGUGGCGUCGCUGCUUCUCCCCGCUGCUACGCUCGCGCGGUUAUACACUCUAUCGCGGUUUCCAUUGUAUGCGGUUCUAUACACCUGUAUUGUUAAUGGAGUUACGUUUUUGUUUUAUGGGUAUGACAAGAUGCAGGCACGCAACAUGGAGUGGAGGGUCAAAGAAACGACAUUGCAAACGCUGGCGCUUGUUGGGGGGUGGCCGGGUGCACUGGCGGGAAUGCAUUAUUUUCAGCACAAGACGAAGAAGGUUGCAUUUCAGGCUGUUUUCUGGGGGAUUGUGCUGUGCUGGGAGGGCGUUGCUUGGUUAGUGUGGAAUGGUGGGGUAACAAUAAGAAGAUGA